This is a messenger RNA of Magnolia sinica, 3437 nucleotides long. RefSeq names its product probable leucine-rich repeat receptor-like protein kinase At1g35710. The transcript is spliced from 2 exons. Gene Ontology annotation, molecular function: protein kinase activity; protein binding; ATP binding. The record is from RefSeq and is a predicted model, not a curated record. NCBI's taxonomy places the organism in Eukaryota, Viridiplantae, Streptophyta, Magnoliopsida, Magnoliales, Magnoliaceae. The coding region runs from base 1 to 3417 and encodes 1138 amino acids. Gene Ontology annotation, biological process: protein phosphorylation.
AUGGGAAACCUCAUCCAUCUUACGAUUCUGUUUUUGUUGUUUUCUCUUCGACUCAAGACAUCAGUAGCAGCAACAGCAUCAGAAGCAACAGCUCUUCUCAAAUGGAAAACCAGCCUGACCUCUCCCACCCUCCUCAACUCAUGGUCCCAAAUCAAUGCCAGCAAUCCCUGCUGUUGGAUCGGAAUCAUCUGCGACAAUGCCUCCAUCAUCCUCGAGAUAAACCUCCGAAACUAUAAACUCAACGGAACUCUCGCCGGCCUCGAUUUCUCAUCAUUCCCCAACCUCACCCGUCUCGAUCUCAGCUCCAACAAUAUCAGCGGUCCGAUCCCAUCCGACGUGGACCACCUCACAAAGCUCACUCACUUAGAUCUCAGUAGCAACAGUUUCACCAAAGCAAUCCCCGCCAACAUCGGCAACUUAUCAGAGCUCGUCGACCUUCGCUUAAACGACAACCACCUCGACGGUCAGAUCCCGUUCCAGCUUCUUCAUCUCAGAAAGCUACGGCGCCUCGACGCCCAAGAGAACUUCUUACUAUCUCCAGAUCCUUCAAAGGCCUCGAACAUGCCAUCGCUGGUAUACCUCGAUCUCAAGCUUAACAAACUCUCGUCGGGUUUCCCACCGUUCAUCCUCAAUUGCAGUAGCAUGACCUACCUCAACGUGUCGGAAAACAAUCUAGGCGGGCCUAUUCCUUCAGCAAUCGGACGGCUACGAAUGCUUCAACAUCUCGAUCUCCACCAAACCGGCUUGAAUUCUACCAUUCCCUCGGAUCUCGGCUCUUGUACUGACCUUGUCCUCUUAGAUCUUUCGAUGAACAAUCUCACCGGCGAAUUGCCUCCAUCUCUAUCCAAUUUGAUUAAAAUAUCAGACCUAGGGAUCUCGAGCAAUUAUCUCUCUGGUGAGAUCCUGCCGAUCUUCCUCACCAAUUGGACGCUCCUGAUCUCCUUGCAACUCCAUUGCAAUUCUCUCACCGGAGCGAUCCCGUCAGAGAUCAACCGACUGAAAAAGCUUGAGAUCCUCUACCUCUUUCAAAACAAUCUGUCCGGUCGGAUCCCGCCCGAGAUUGGGACUUUAAAGAACUUGUUACAAUUAUGCCUCUCUGACAACAGAAUUACAGGUUCUAUUCCUCCGGUGAUCGGCAAUCUGACACGGCUCUACUCCUUGGUUCUCCGCUCUAAUAAUCUCAUCGGCACUCUCCCGCCUGAGAUCGGAGACAUGCGUUCUCUCUGGGAGCUAGACAUUAGCACCAACCAAUUCCACGGCGAAUUACCGAAAACGGUCUCCCGCCUCAAAAAUCUUCAGUACUUCUACAUCUACUCCAACAAUUUCUCGGGUAGCAUUCCAAACGACUUUGGGGAAUACAGCUCCUUGAUCAAUGUCAGCUUCUCGAAAAACAGAUUCUCUGGCGAACUGCCACCAUCCAUAUGCAGCCAUUUCAGCCUCGAGCAUUUAUCCACGGAUCACAAUAACUUCACAGGGAAAUUGCCAGAUUGCUUGCGGAGCUGCUCAGAGCUACUCAGAGUCCGGCUGGAGCGGAACCAUUUCACAGGGAACAUAUCGCAAGCAUUUGGAGUUCAUCCGAACCUUUCCUUCAUUGAUCUAUCCGCAAAUCAGCUAUCAGGCGAACUCUCGCCAGAGUGGGGAAAAUGCGGCAAGCUCACUUCCUUGCAUAUAUCUGAAAACAGAAUUUCAGGAAAGAUUCCUACAGAGCUUUGGAAUCUAACACAAUUACAAGAACUCAGCUUGUCGUCAAACCAUCUCACCGGAGAAAUCCCAGCCGAACUGGGGAACUUAAAUUUGCUAUCGCGGCUGAAUUUGAGUAACAAUCAGAUAUCCGGUGAGAUUCCUUCGAGUGUCGGCCGCUUAUAUGAGCUCCAAGAACUCGACCUCUCAGCAAAUGCAAUUACCGGGAGCAUUCCGGAGAAGAUUGGAGAUUUGCUCAGGUUACUACUGAAAUUGAAUCUGAGCCACAACAGAUUGUUUGGAGAAAUACCGUAUCAACUCGGCGAAUUGUAUCAUUUACAAUACUCAUUAGAUCUCAGUGGCAAUUCACUCUCCGGCUCAAUCCCACCGAAUCUCGGAAAGCUGCAGUCUCUGGAGAAUCUCAAUCUCUCUCACAAUAACCUCUCCGGAAGAAUUCCCGCAGCUCUGUCCUUUAUGCUCAGCCUGCAAUCCGUUGACUUCUCCUACAACAAGCUGAACGGCCCGAUCCCGAUGGGGAAUGUAUUCGCGAAAUCCCCACCACAGGCCUUCGUCGGGAAUCCGGGCUUAUGCGGUAAUGCGCCUGGAUUGGCUGCUUGUUACUCCAGUCCCACCAGAAAUGUGCCAUACAUGGCCCACAAAAUAAUAAUCUUCGGGGUCAUCGUUCCUAUCACCUGCGGUUUGGUUUUGGGGAUUCUCUUGACUGGGAUCAUCAUCGCCAGCAGAAAAACGAAGCGAUCGACGGAUGAGAUCGAGUAUCCAACCCGCCAGACGUAUCAACGGAUGAUAUGGUGCAGAAAGGUCAAAUUCACGUUUACUGAUAUAGUAAAUGCCACGGACCACUUCCACGAGAGGCAUUGCAUCGGCCAAGGAGGAUGCGGGAGUGUUUACAAAGCAGAGCUUGCAAGGGAUCAGAUCGUCGCCGUCAAAUGCAUUAGCACGUCAGAUUCCGGCAACGUACUGGUGGACCACCAGAGGCGGAGCUUCGAGAAUGAGAUCCAAACGCUGACGGAGAUCCGGCACAGGAACGUCGUGAAGCUGUACGGGUUUCGUUCGACAGAAGGGAGGAUGUGGUUGGUAUAUGAAUACGUGGAGAGGGGCAGUUUGGGAAAAGUGUUGUAUGAGAAGAAUGGGGCUGUGGAGCUGGACUGGAAGGCGAGGUUGAAGGUUAUCCGAGGGGUGGCGCACGCUAUCGCCUACCUCCACCACGGCCGCUUCCCGGCUAUCGUGCACCGGGACAUAUCAGUAAAUAACGUAUUGUUGGAGGGCGAUUUUGAGCCGAGGGUGUCCGACUUCGGAACUGCAAAGCUGCUGGCUGCAAAUUCGUCCGACUGGACCGCGACGGCCGUCGGUUCCUACGGCUAUAUGGCGCCAGAGCUUGCUUAUAUGACGAGGGUUACAGAAAAAUGUGACGUCUAUAGCUUUGGGGUAGUGGCAUUGGAGGUUAUGAUGGGAAGACACCCUGGAGAUCUCCUCUCAUCUCUGUUAGCAACAACAGUAUCAUCCGAUGGUCCAGAUAUGCAGUUGAAGGAUGUGUUGGACCCACGUCUCCCCUAUCCCACCGGUCAAUUGGCAGAGGAGCUGAUUUUUACGGUUAAGAUGGCCUUGGACUGCACAAAUACCGACCCUGAGAUGAGGCCCCCCAUGAAUUUUGUAGCACAAGAGAUGUCUGCUCGUUCUCAGGCCUCUCCAUCCAAGCAGUUGGCACCAUUACCAUGAGCAAACUAAGCAGUUUUAGA